AUGACAUUAUGGCAAGCCGUACGGUUAUACCCCAAAGCAAUCAGCUGGUCUAUCUUCCUUUCGACUGCACUUGUCAUGGAAGGUUACGACGUCGUUCUAAUGCAAAGCUUCUAUGCAUUCCCUGCAUUCGCAAAACGUUACGGGCAAAAGACUCCCAGUGGUGAAUACCAAAUCACCGCAGCAUGGCAAUCAGGGUUGUCAAAUGGUGCAAAUGUUGGGGAAAUUCUCGGUUUAUUCAUCAAUGGGAUCGUAUCUAAACAAUAUGGAUAUCGAUUUACCAUGAUCGCGUCACUUACUGCACUAACAUGUUUCAUCUUCAUCCCCUUUUUUGCAUCCAACAUCCAGACACUAGAAGUCGGAGAAAUAUUGAUGGGAAUACCAUGGGGGGUCUUUCAGACACUAACCACGGCAUAUGCAUCGGAAUUUUGCCCAGUUGUGCUUCGAGGUUACUUAACUACCUAUGCUAAUGUCUGUUGGGGUAUCGGUCAAUUGAUAGCCGCUGGGGUAUUAAGAGGAUUACUCAGCCGUUCUGAUCAAUGGGCGUAUCGCAUACCAUUCGCGCUUCAGUGGAUGUGGCCGGUUCCACUAAUUAUUGGAAUCUCUUUUGCUCCAGAGUCUCCAUGGUGGCUGGUUAGGAAAGAUCGAAUUGAUGAUGCACGGAAAGCUUUGCUUCGACUCACAAGCCAACAUUUGGAUAUCUUAAAUUCGGGGUUCGAUGUUGAUCAAACCAUUGCCAUGAUGGUGCAUACCGAUGCUCUCGACCGACGACUCACAAGUGGCACUUCCUAUUGUGAUUGUUUCCGAGGAAUAGAUCUUCGACGAACUGAGAUUGUCUGCGUGACGUGGGCGAUCCAAAACCUAUGUGGUGCAGCUUUCAUGGGGUAUUCAUCCUACUUUUUUCAGCAGGCUGGGUUAUCUGUGUCGUAUUCCUUUGAUACGUCAAUGGCGCUGUACGCCGUUGCAAUAAUCGGUGUCUUUGCAUCGUGGUUUUUUAUGACUCAUUGCGGACGACGAACACUAUAUCUUGGUGGGCUUGUAUCUAUGUUCAUCAUACUAUUGGUGAUCGGUCUCGUUGCUAUUGGCAACACUUCUUCCAAUGGUGCAUGGGUAAUUGGAUCUCUACUACUAGCCUACACGCUGCUUUACGAUAUCACUGUGGGCACCGUGGCAUUCUCCAUCGUAGCAGAGAUUCCUUCUAGUCGCCUCCGAACCAAGACCAUCGUCCUUGGAAGAAAUUCGUACAACAUAAUUGGGAUUAUCAACGGAGUGAUAACUCCAUACAUGCUGAGCCCAUCAGCAUGGAACUGGAAAGGGAAGGCCGGGUUCUUCUGGGCCGGUUCGUGCUUUUUAUGUUUAACUUGGACGUAUUUUCGACUACCGGAACCAAAAGGAAGAACUUUUGAGGAGUUGGAUUUGCGGUUUGAGAAGAAAAUCAGUGCUCGGAAGUUCAGGAAGACUGCCAUCAACCAUGAGCAGUAA
Molecule: messenger RNA, 1479 nt
Organism: Talaromyces stipitatus ATCC 10500
Lineage: Eukaryota; Fungi; Ascomycota; Eurotiomycetes; Eurotiales; Trichocomaceae
Product: maltose permease, putative
Exons: 1
Coding region: 1-1479 (492 amino acids)
Biological process (GO): transmembrane transport; carbohydrate transport
Cellular component (GO): membrane
Molecular function (GO): carbohydrate:proton symporter activity
Source: RefSeq, a predicted model, not a curated record